Ylistrum balloti is the source of this 1158-nucleotide messenger RNA. Its product is annotated as mucin-22-like. The record is from RefSeq and is a predicted model, not a curated record. Gene Ontology annotation, cellular component: extracellular region. Gene Ontology annotation, molecular function: chitin binding. The transcript has 3 exons. Bases 1 to 1158 code for a protein of 385 amino acids. NCBI's taxonomy places the organism in Eukaryota, Metazoa, Mollusca, Bivalvia, Pectinida, Pectinidae.
AUGAUAACUUCCAAUAAUGAAAGUUCCGUUUUUGUCCCCAAAGUAGCGAAUGCUUGCAACGGUGUGGAAUUCAGAUGUGAUCCGACAGAUCCUCAAGUGUACUACGUAUGUGAAAAUGGUGCAUGGAUCUAUCGAUCCUGCAUUGACAGCCUGGUGUGGGAUCCGUUCUUAUAUACGUGUGUUUUUGAAGACUCACCAGUGUAUUCUCCCUGUCAAGGAAGUUCAGAAACAAGGACAACGGCAAGAACACAGGCGAGGUCAACACCAGACACACAUGCAAGAACCACAACAGACACACAGGAAACAACAACAGACACACAGGCGACAACUACAACAGACAAACAGGAAACAACAACAGACACACAGGCGACAACUGCAACAGACACACAGGCGACAACUACAACAGACAAACAGGAAACAACAACAGACACACAGGCGAAAACUGAAACAGACACACAGGAAACAAAAACAGACACACAGGCGACAACUACAACAGACACACGAACGACAACUACAACAGACACACAGGAAAUAACAACAGACACACAGGCGACAACUGCAACAGUCACACAGGAAACAACAACAGACACACAUGCGACAACUGCAACAGCGACAACUGCAACAGUCACACCGGAAAUUACAACAGACGCGCAGGCGAUAACAACAGACACACAGGAAACAGCAACAGACACACAGGCGACAACUACAACAAACACACAGGAAACAACAACAGACACACAGGAGACGUCAACAUAUGACACAACAACAACCACAACAAAUACACAAGGUACAGUGACAUUUGACACCAAAUCAACAGUCACUUCUUAUACAUUUAGUGAGACAGCGUCAGUAUCGACAACAGAUAAUGCUACACAGAGCAUUGCUUCGACAUUUCUAAAUGGAGAGAUGUGUUCGUGCAACUGCACUGGUACUGGAUAUUUCAACAUUGGCGAUGUAGCCUUCAAAACACUGAUAAGACAAAUGAAAAAGCAAAUGAUUUUAGAUGUCACAUCCUUGACCUCAACACACCGAAAGAAAUCAUGUGCAAGGGACACACGUGGAUCAUCACAGUCAAUCGGAUAUGCAUCAACCUUGCUAGUUAUUGCACCUAUACUUUUUGUUUUGAUAAUGGACCUGACACGGCUGAUAUCACACUGA